This is a messenger RNA of Mesoplodon densirostris (Blainville's beaked whale), 601 nucleotides long. It is a transcript of the gene RPL39, whose product is annotated as ribosomal protein L39. The record is from RefSeq and is a predicted model, not a curated record. The transcript has 3 exons. Gene Ontology annotation, molecular function: structural constituent of ribosome. Gene Ontology annotation, cellular component: cytosolic large ribosomal subunit; ribosome. Bases 238 to 450 code for a protein of 70 amino acids. Lineage: Eukaryota; Metazoa; Chordata; Mammalia; Artiodactyla; Ziphiidae. Gene Ontology annotation, biological process: translation.
ACGGACUGUGUGUCUCACCCAUGACACAGGGUGCCCCGGCACACUAACGGGGUCCUGAAAAACCCACUUACGGAACUGAAGCAAAGGGAAUUCCAUUUCGCACGAAUGAGCGCGGUUUCACACGGUCUCACGGGAGCGUGCGCAGAGAGCGGCCGCCAGGAGGCGAUGGUGUGCGCAUGACGUGUCCUCCCCAAGCCCGGCCCCCGGCGGCGCCCUCUAAACACGUCCUUCCGCUGGAUGCCUUCUCUUUUCUCUUGUCCGCCAUCCUAUGUGGUGCUGGAUUUGCUCCUCGCCAUGUCUUCUCACAAGACUUUCAGGAUCAAGCGAUUCCUGGCCAAGAAACAAAAGCAGAAUCGCCCCAUUCCUCAAUGGAUUCGAAUGAAAACUGGUAAUAAAAUCAGGUACAACUCUAAGAGAAGACAUUGGAGAAGAACCAAGCUGGGUCUAUAACGAGCCUCACAUAUGAAGUGUCACACAUGAUCAAAACACCAAUAGUGUCUGGAACGUCUGCCUGCGUUUUAUGCUCUCCUCUUUUCUUGAUCUUUCUUCAUCACUGCCCACUGUGUAGCUCAGUAAUAAACAGGUGAACCUUUUGUUGGAA